This is a messenger RNA of Colletotrichum karsti, 2517 nucleotides long. RefSeq lists its product as uncharacterized. Gene Ontology annotation, molecular function: zinc ion binding. Bases 1 to 2517 code for a protein of 838 amino acids. NCBI's taxonomy places the organism in Eukaryota, Fungi, Ascomycota, Sordariomycetes, Glomerellales, Glomerellaceae. The record is from RefSeq and is a predicted model, not a curated record. The transcript has a single exon.
AUGCCUAACCCACUCGAAGACCCGCGCCUGGUCGUCAUCGGCCUUGCCCUCGUCGGCGUGCUCUGGAUCUUCCUGGCGCCCGGCAACGGCGGCGCGUCUCUCUUCUCGGCUUCCGACCUCGCGAUGCAGAGAUUACAGAGACACCAGUACGCGCUCGACCUUCUCAACUCGUCGUCAUGGGGCGAUUUCUCGCCGCGGCUGAACGGGACGCAGGAGCUUCCUCGCUCGCUCAACAUCACGGGCUUCCGAGCACAGGAUGGCUUCGCGUGGGAUGACCUCGAAAAGUUCCAGGAGAAGUGUUUGGAGUGGAGCCACAAUGCAAUACCGCCUGUCGGAGGAGUGAAUCUCUGGGACAUUGGCGAGGGCGAGGCGGUUUGGCAGAAUGCCACUGGGGCCGUGAAGGGGACUUGGGUGCGGAAAGAGGCAUCGGCGAAGAGGCAGUGGACGAGUUACAACCUGAGUGCGAUCACGCCUAGUCUGCACUGGAGCGGCGCAGAGGCGGAUUGGGCCAGGAAUAUCACGGGAGACGAGGGCAAGAUUCUGCUGGAUCUGAUUGACACGGGAAGGCAAACCAAAGAGUUUGAGUAUCGAAGUGUUUUGGACGACGGUAUUCCCUCGUCAGGGGGCAGGGUUCGGAGUGCUAAGGCCGCUUUGAAUAUCGAAGACAUCAAGGGAACCGGUGUCAACUGGGAGAUGAGGUUGCAUGGGGUUCAUUGGCCGCGUCAAGGGACCAUCCUUCUGACCACUACCAGUGAGAAGUUCGACGGCAUUUUCGGGCUGCCUUUUCUCACACCCAGCCCCGACUUUUUCCAGUCCAGCCGGAGGCUUCUUAACGCGACUCUGGCUGAGGUGUUGCGGCGAAAGGAGCAGGAGGUUUUUAACGACGGCGUGAUGCCCUGGACAUCAGACCCGUCCAACCCGCCAGAUACCCUCAACCCGUCACCGCAUUGCGAGUACAUCAUGUACGCGCAGGUUCACCCCCCGGACAGGAGCCGACUCAACAUGAAAGGCUUCCAGCCUAACAGGGCAGGAAUGUCUCGGAUCAUCAGCGACAUCGAACAAGAGCUUCGCUUCCCGGAGGGUGCUCCCAUUCGCGGCAUCCCAGAGCUGAAACUAUCAGCCAUCAUCUGGUCCCCAGACUGUGGGUUCUUUCUCGAGACCAAGGGUCCGCCGGACUUCGCAGCAGCAGACGGCGAGCAUCUGCAAGGCAUGAAGACGGAGAUCAUAUAUCACAAGAUCCGCGUCUGGAUACUCGCCUUCGCAGGCGUUAUUAUCGCCCAAGCACUCCUCCUCAAACACCAGAUAAAGGAGUCUGCCACACCGUCGACUAUGGGCCGCAUCAGCUACUCUACGAUUAGUAUGAUGGUCAUGGCUGACGGCAGCGUCUUCGUGGCGGCAGCCAUGUGGGUUCUCGACGCGAGUAUCACGUACCUUGAGUCUCUGUGUCUCCUCUUCGCCGCACUCCUGUCCAUGUCCAUGGGGGGUUUCUUCCUUGCUGAAAUCCAUAAGGUACAGGAGCCGGAGAACAGGAGACGGAACGAACGCGAGCAAGCCGACACACCACGCACGCUGGCCACGCCCGCGCAAAGCCUCGGCGCAGGCGAGCUUCCCCGGCCCGUCACUGCCGGACCGCGCAGACGAGCCCCGAGCCCCCCGAUCAUCGUGCCCUCUGACCAAGACAUCGACGCCGAGAUAGAUAUGGUUACGACGGGCGCCGCUGCCGUACCGACCCCUGGCACCGCCCGCGCCGGCGGUUCUGAAGUCACCUUCCAGUCGGUCAUUUUUCGCUUCGCCAUGAUCGUAUCCCUCAUUCUCUUCGUCUCCAUAGCCUCCACGUCAUGGUAUCCCCGCCUGCGCAACCUCUUUCUCAACACUCUAGCCAUGGUCUACUUCUCCUUCUGGGUCCCCCAGAUCUACCGCAACAUCAUCCGCAACUGCCGCCGAGCCCUGACCUGGCGCUUCAUGAUCGGCCAGUCCGUCCUGCGCCUCCUCGCCUUCGCCUACUUCUACGUCUACGAGGAUAACUUCCUCUUCGCCGAGCCGGACCACCGCGCGUUCCUCGUCUUCUGCGCGUGGGUGUGGAUACAGCUCUGGAUCCUGGCCUUCCAGUUCGUCCUCGGCCCCCGCUUCGGCGUCCCCAAGAGCUGGACCCCCGACGCCUGGGACUACCACCCGGUCCUCCGCGAAGACGGCGUCGAGGCCGGCGGCCUGCCCAUCGGCCUGCUCUCCGAGCCGGGCUCGCCCUCGCUGGACAGGGUGCGGAAGGGCGAGGACAAGAAGGGCGGCGGCAGCAACCUGCGCGCCAUCGACUGCGCCAUCUGCCGCGAGGUCCUCGAGGUGCCCGUCAUGAGGGCGGGCGAGGAGGAUCCCACGGCCGGGGGCGUCGUCGGCGUGUUCACGAGGAGGAACUACAUGGUCACGCCGUGCCGGCACAUCUUCCACAGCGCUUGUCUGGAGGGGUGGUUGCGGUUCAGGCUGCAGUGUCCUAUUUGUCGGGAAGAACUGCCGCCUUUGUGA